AUGGUCAACGGACCGGAUCCCCACCACCUGGCCGCCUUGAUAACUUUUGCAACCCUACAGACGGAGUACCAAGUUGCCCGCGACGCACACACCAAACACUUUAGCCAGGAAGACUCAAUGUUCUAUGAAGUAAAACCCAAGAUUCGCACCUUUCCUAUCCUGGAUACUUUUGCAAGAAUAUCUGUCUCCCAGGAGAGAUCGGAAUCUAUCGCCAUAGCUCUACAGUUGCACCGGGAGUCGCAAGUGGUUCAUCUCACAAUCGCAGGGAACGAUCCAGUUAGGGGGGACCUUGCCGGACACCUUACCAAAAUUUGGGGAAAGUUACAAGUCCUCUCCAGUGAGUAUGCAAAACGAGAGCGCAGGAUUGGGGAAUGUGGGGAGAACGGGGGUACGAAUUCAAAUGAAACGGUACGUUCAAUAAUCGUAGCCAUAUUUCGUGAGAUACACGAGUUCUCCAUUCAAAAACUGGUGAAGCGCGUGAAGAAGUGGUGGCGAGAUCUAGUCAUUCUCGUUCAGGAGUUGUGCAAACGCCGCGGUGGUCAGUUACAAGGGAUUGAGCUGAACCUCAUGCAUGUGGUGACUGGGUUCGCCGAGGGAUUGCUCUUGCUUGAUAGGCUUCGCAAUAAAGAAGAAACUCCACUCACAGAGAUUGAGUGGGAAACAAUAUACAAGGAAAGCGCGUGGGCCUAUAGCAAGGCACGGCUUGUUCUUGCAGAUGGUAAUGGGUCCGGCUGUGAGAAUUUGGCGAAAGAGUUCCAAGGUAUUCAUGUUCUGCGGUGUGCAGGGUUUCCUUAUCAGAGCCUUUGAGCUAACCCAGCAUCUGUUCUAGACACCCACCCGGGCAGGCCCUUCCAGCUUAGGCGUGCGCUAGAGAAACUUACCUCUUUAACCCGCCAUGCGCAAUGGUUAACCGCUUAUGCCAAAUCGCCUCAUUUACGGUUCUCAUUGCGAUACCAGUUAUCUGUCUCAGUUGUCCCGCAGCAAACUCGCACAGUGAUCCUACCCACAUCGCAAGACAAUUGGAAUUCUAUAUUGGAGGCUGUUGGUGUCGAGUUCAAGAACCACCGAGGGAGUGAUUCUAGGCUGCUCUUUGAACACUUUCAUGAAAUUAACCACCAAUGCCCUGUCCACUGUGAGUGUAAGGUCAUCCAGCACCUCGAGGCCAAGCACAAAAAUCAGUGGGACAUUGUCGCACCAUGUAGCUACAUUGCUGUCUCCAAACCCACAUGUGCUGCCUGCAAAAUCUGGAUAGAGGCUUUUAACAGGCUAGGGGGGCGGAAGUUCCACGUGAGAGGCUCUGAUGACGGGAAAUGGGUGUGGCCUUGGGCCAUGCCCACGUUAAAAGAGGAGUCACUGGAGGAGUCUCUUGUGGGAGAAUUUUCGGAACAGUAUCUUGUGAGCCAGCGAGUAGUUUCUUUUGAGUGGGACUGGAGUAGGAGUCUGCAGCCUAGUUCUUGGAGUUCAACGGGUGGAGCUUAUUGCAGACCUACGGAGGCCGAACUACUAGUGUCCCCCGAAGCUAGGCUUAGGAUGCUUGAUCGAUAUAUAAGUUUGACUCCUUGAAAGCGUCUGUCCGAUGUUUUGUGUGUAGGAAAGGGUAAUCAUUCGGGGAACAAAAGCCACCAAGGGGGAUGACCCAGUUUGACCAUCUCUCUCCAGUUAACUCGCAUCUUGUAUCUCU
Tuber aestivum (summer truffle) is the source of this 1681-nucleotide messenger RNA. NCBI's taxonomy places the organism in Eukaryota, Fungi, Ascomycota, Pezizomycetes, Pezizales, Tuberaceae. The record is from the annotation of a GenBank genome assembly.